Molecule: messenger RNA, 1086 nt
Organism: Saprolegnia diclina VS20
Lineage: Eukaryota; Oomycota; Saprolegniomycetes; Saprolegniales; Saprolegniaceae
Exons: 2
Coding region: 1-1086 (361 amino acids)
Cellular component (GO): membrane
Molecular function (GO): ATP hydrolysis activity; ATP binding; ABC-type transporter activity
Source: RefSeq, a predicted model, not a curated record
AUGGACGAGCACUUUAUCACGGUCGAGACGCCCAAGGCCGGCGCCAAGAUGCUUGUGGAUGUGCCCAAGAUCACACUCGAGUGGAAUCACGUGAGCCGCGUCGUCAAGAUCAAGAACACGGCCACCAAGCAGACCGAAGACAAGGUCAUCCUCGAUAACGUCAGUGGCUCGGCGGCGCCCGGCGAGCUCCUCGUGCUCAUGGGCCCAUCCGGCGCCGGCAAGUCGUCGCUCCUCGACGUCAUCUCGGGCCGGCAGAAGGACUACACGGGAUCUGUUCUCGUGAAUGGUGAAAAGUGGACCAAAAAGAUGAACAAGCUUGCGUCCUAUGUGCUUCAAGACGACAUCUUCUACGAGACGCUGACCGUCAAGGAACACCUCCUCUUCCAAGCCGAGCUUCGCAUGGGCAAGACCUUUGACGCCGCCCAGCGCGAAGCCCGCGUCAACUACUUCUUUGGCGCCGCGACGCCCGAGUUUGCGUCCGUGCCGAUCGAGCUGCCGCUCAUGGCCCGCGAGUACUACGGCGGCCUCUACCGGUCGUACGUCUGGUAUUUGGCCAAGAACGUGAGCGAGCUCUUCUUCCAGAUCUUCUUCCCGCUCGUCUUCCUCGUGCCCGCGUACUUCAUGAUUGGCUUUGGCGCUUCGAACGCGACGCUCUUCUUCUCGCUCUACAUGUACAUCGCGCUUCUCUCAAGCUCUGCGACCGGCCUCGGCUACAUGGUUUCGUGUCUCGCCAAGACGCCUGACAUUGCACCGAUCAUUGGCAUCCUCAUCAUCCUUCCGUUCCUCAUCUUUGGCGGCCUCUUCAUCAACACCAACAAUGUGCCUGUCUACUUUAGCUGGCUCGAGUUUAUCUCGCCGAUGAAGUACGCCUUCCGUGGCAUGAGUCGCGCCUUCUGGACCACGGUCGACACGAUCCCUUGCGACAGCACGCCAUGCGCGGCGACGACGGGCGCCCAGGUGCUCGUGAACCUCGCACUCAACAAGGAAGACAUGGCCUACGACGUCGGCUUUCUUCUCUGGAUUAACGGCAUGUUCCGGGUCUUUGGCAUGAUUGCGCUCGCACUGCGACUCCGCGGCAAAAAGUAA